UACGAAACUGGUUCUGCGUUAUCGAUCUGAAAGUGUUCAACAUUCUUUAAGUGGUCGCUUUUUUAGAAGAGAUAAACUACUUCUCAAGUUCCAGAUUUACAAGCACAUUCAUGAUUCGUGUGAUGUGACUUUAAUUUAAUCAAACUUUUAAUCUAAUACUAUGUUUUACGGUUAAAGUUUUCUUUUUUUUUUUAGCGGUUUUGAUUGAUUAAACUAUUACAGACUUAAACUUUAAAGUAAAGGGGCAAAUGUCAGUUAUAUAUAUUAUUAUAUAUAUGUACACCACUUUUCAUCCGGAAAGCAGUUAUAUAAAGGGGGAGAGGUUUUUGCAGAUAAACGAGGACCAAAAAGAGACGUAAUUUGGUGAAAUUUGUUUUCUUCCUUUUUUAUCGGUGCAUACAGAUUAUGUUGCUUCCACUUCGAGUGAAAAAAGAUUUGUACUAUUAACCUCAAUUUUUGCUAAACAACCAAACAAUCUCUUGGUGUUAACUGAUGAUCAAAUUGAAGUACUGAUCAUCUGCUUAGAAGACAGAGACAGAGAACAACAAUGAAGAGCAGCGGCAGUCGUACCCCAUCACCGCAACCCGCAUCAGCAUUGCAUCAUCAUCAUGUCGUCGAUCCUCUGGAAAGUUCAAGGAGGGAACUGCUUUCUCCGCCUAUUCAUCCGUCAUCACCCGCCGCCGCCGCCGCCGACGACGACGAUGAUGACGUAAGGGGUUUUUCAUCCUCGUCCCCCGCCGCCGCCCACGGCGGAGGCACCCCCUCAUCCUCCUCCUCCUGGAGACUCAAUAUUGAGCAGUUCCGUUUGCCGCCUCAAGAAACCGAUACCAAACAUCAUCGUUAUCAUCCUCGCCGCCUCUGCCAUCACAGUAAUACAACUAACUCCAUUGCCCUUUUUCUUUCUGUUUUUCUUAUUUUUAUUUCCCCUGCAAUGCAUGCAUGUGUAAUAUUAAUGUAAAUUUAUUGGGUUCGGAUCUAAUUAGCUAGUUAUUUUUUUCUUCGUUUUGAAAUCAGAAUUGAAUAGGAGGAGAAAUUUUAAUUCUUUCAUUUCUUUGUUCUGUUUUUGGUGUAUUUUUGGGGACAGAGGAUGGGAAAAUUGCAGAGUAUUACAAGAAGCAAGAAAGACUUCUGGAAGGUUUCAAUGAGAUGGAGACCAUUCAUGAAUCUGGCUGCUUGCCUGGGAACCUCUCUGAGGAUGAACUAAAGCAGCUAGCUAGGAGUGAAAGGAUGGCAAUUCAUGUAUCAAAUGUGGCUAAUCUGGUGCUAUUCUUGGCAAAAGUUUAUGCAUCUGUGGAGAGCAGAUCCUUGGCUGUAAUUGCAUCAACUCUGGACUCCUUCCUGGAUCUUUUGUCUGGAUUCAUUCUCUGGUUUACAUCCAAUGCCAUGAAAACCCCAAACCACUAUCACUAUCCAAUUGGGAAAAAAAGAAUGCAGCCUGUGGGUAUUAUUGUUUUCGCAUCUGUCAUGGCAACUUUAGGAUUACAAAUACUGCUUGAAUCUGUCAGGGAGCUGAUUUCAACGUCUCAUCCUGAAUUGGAUCAUCAGAAGGAGAAGUGGAUGAUUGGUAUAAUGGUGAGUGUGACGGUAGUGAAAUUUCUGCUCAUGGUGUACUGCAGAAGGUUCAAGAACGAAAUAGUGAGAGCCUAUGCCCAAGACCACUUUUUUGAUGUGAUCACCAACUCGGUUGGUUUGAUAACUGCUGUUUUAGCAGUUCGAUUUUACUGGUGGAUUGAUCCCACAGGGGCUAUCUUGAUUGCAUUGUACACGAUGAACACUUGGGCUAGGACAGUGAUUGAGAACGUGUGGUCACUUAUUGGAAGAACAGCUCCUCCAGACUUCCUGGCGAAACUGACCUACCUCAUAUGGAAUCACCAUCAAGAGAUACAGCACAUUGACACGGUAAGGGCGUACACGUUCGGAUCCCAUUACUUUGUGGAGGUGGACAUCGUGUUGGCGGAAGAUAUGCCACUGAACCAAGCACAUAACAUUGGCGAAACUUUGCAAGAAAAGCUCGAGCAACUGCCUGAGGUCGAGAGGGCUUUCGUGCACAUAGAUUUCGAGUUCACACAUGCGCCCGAGCACAAGAAGAGCAUCAACAAGGUCUAAAAUGGUUCCAGUACUAUUGUAUGUUUGAUUGUCAUUUUGUCCUGAUGAUACUGCUAAUCCUGUUGUACAUUUCAUGAGAAAACAAUGCAUCUGCAAUAAAUGAACCUGCGUGCUAAGACAAACUGAAUCAGUAAGAUGUCGCUUUACGCUUUUAGCUUUGUUGUGUACUUGUUCGGUACUUCGAUCGGUUGAAUCAACAGCAAAACUCUCAGAUUCGGAAC
This is a messenger RNA of Oldenlandia corymbosa var. corymbosa, 2327 nucleotides long. NCBI's taxonomy places the organism in Eukaryota, Viridiplantae, Streptophyta, Magnoliopsida, Gentianales, Rubiaceae. The record is from the annotation of a GenBank genome assembly.